CGUAGGUCAAGUUACGAUACUCCGCGCGCGCACUCAGUUCGCGGGGAGCGCUCGUGCGGUGCGCGUUGUUGUCCCGUGUUGCUCUAGAUGGUCGAUCACGUGGGAGACACUGCGCCGAGUUCCGCACGCGAUUUCGUGGCGAAGACGCGCCGCCGUCGUGGGGAAGGGAUUAAAUGUGCGCGCCGACGUCGUGAUGGACAACCCUAGCGGCGGAAGAGACGGUCGGUACGCGAGUCUCGGCUAUAGCAUGGGGAUGAUCGGGAGCGAUGCUGGCACAGAAAUUUACGGCCGACCGUCCACCUCCCAGCUCGCGGCGGCGGCUUCUCAAAUAGGCCGUGGUGGCGCCACCAUGAUGGCAACCGCGGGCGCCGCGACGCCAGGCGUCGGUCCCGUGCAGCGAGGUAUCAAGCGUACCACGUCCGAUGUUUGUUACGGCGACGACGGUAACAAUCCGGUGGUGCGGCAACAGGCGCUCUCGCAGGCACAGGGCAUGUCCGGCAGCGGUAUGCCCGGCGACUGCGUGCCCGACAAUCUCGACGAGUCCUUCACGAGCCUGGGCCAGCCGAAGAAGUCACCCCCUUCGAACGGCAAGAAGACCAAGGGCCGCGUCAAGAUUAAAAUGGAGUACAUUGACAAUAAACUCAGGAGAUACACCACGUUCUCCAAGAGGAAAACUGGCAUCAUGAAGAAGGCAUACGAGCUUUCAACACUGACCGGCACGCAAGUGAUGCUGUUAGUGGCGAGUGAGACUGGUCACGUGUACACAUUUGCGACCCGCAAGUUGCAGCCAAUGAUUACGAGUGAGGCCGGCAAAGCGCUGAUCCAGACAUGCCUGAACAGCCCGGACCCGCCGCCGUCAGGCUCGUCGGGUGACCAGAGGAUGUCGGCCACUGGCUUCGAGGAGACCGAGCUGACGUACAACAUCGCAGACGACGAGCAGAAAGUAAGGCAACUGGUGUACGGCUCGCCGCACGGUGGCUCGCUGCACGGCGGCUAUCCCGGGCCCGGUAGCGGGCCAGCGGGUGGCCCAACCGCGGGGUCCCAUCCGCCACCACCGCCGCCACCGCCGCCGCCGGGCUCGCAACACGCGCCACCCUCGCACGCGCAACACGCGCAUCUCAUAGCGCACGCACAUGCGGCGGCCGCCUCGCCGAGCUCGCAUCUCGUACCAUGCUCGAGCCCAGGUCCGAUGCUCGCCGGGGGUCCCUACCAGCAAUCCUGUCCCUCACCCCUGCCGCCCCAUCACGCGGCUUAUCAUCCUCACAUGUCGCACUCGCAUCCACAACGGUAGUACGUGUUUGCCACUUGUUGUCCAUUCACAAUCCGUCCACCGUCGUAUUUUGCGCUUUAGAUUUUCGGCUUCGUCUUCAUCGUACCUACGAGGGGAGAUUGUGUCGAGAUCGCGUCGAGCUCCUUGCGACGCCGAUGACGUCAGACGCGUCGUCAGACUACGAAUACUCAGAUUACUCGGACAAGACGUUUGUUUAUGUUACGCCAAUAUUUACUGCCGGUUUUCAUCGAAUUGCGAAUGAUACUUACCCAACUUGCUUGACGAGAAGGCAAUAAUAAUAUAAUAAAUUGUGUCGAGCUAGAAGGGUAGGGUAGUUUGUGCAAUUUACAAAGAAUUAUAUAAAAAACAUGGAUUAUCGUAAAAUAUCGCGUAUCAAUUUUUAUAAACAUUUGUUUUAGUUAAGCGAAAAAUUCGGAGUUUUUGUUAACGUAGUAGAUGGGGGGAUGAAUUUAAAAGUCUGAGCGCGAAUACUUGGACACCGAUACUUGAAAAAUCUUUUUAUUUGUUUUGGAAAAACCGUUAUUUUAAUGCUCACCGACGCAGGACACGUUGGUAGGCUAUUAGAUACUAAAGUAAUUUCUCUUACGUCGCUGACGUAAUUUCCCUUUAGACGCCAUAUCAUCGGUGAACGUGCGAUAGAGGCUGCUGUCCAGUUAACAUUUCAGAUGCUUCAAAAUAUUUUCUAUCAUUUUUCUUCUUUCAAGUAAUAAGAAGGAAGUGUUUUGGAGCAUUUGGGACAUCAACUGCACCGCAGUCAGAGUCACGUAUGACAUUUGUAUCAUAUACGUGAUGGACGCGAAAUCAAUUUAUCUCUCUUACGAUCAAGUAUUUUUUAGUGUUGGUCAUAUUAUGGCCGAUAUCACGCAUGUAAAUCUAGUCCAACCGACAGAUGUACUUAAGUAUAUAUGCACAUGUUUAAAUAUGUAAUAAAAUGUACGUAUAUAUUUUUAUCAUUAAAUUUUCGAUCAAGUAUCGCGUGUUUCUUGAAUGACUUUGCGUGAUUUGUGAGAUUUCGAGCGAGUCGUAAGCUCCAACACGGAACGGUAUCUUGUGGAUUUAGACUUGCUAUUUCACGUAGCAAGCUGGUCGUGCGUCAAGUAAAUACGGUAGUACGUAAAUGCAACAGUACGCAUCGACAAGAGUCUUCAAACGAUAGGAAAGUGCUUCCGAUUACGAGAGGAACGUUUUAUAUUAUCGAUUAAUUAAUUAUGUCGUAAAUUAGGCACGUAGUUUAUGUGAUGAACUCGGUGAACGAUGAUGGAGCACCAAGUGCUCUACGUUUGCUCUCCGACGGUUGUUCGUAUCUCCACAGCUCUCUCUACUUUAUUUCUCUCUUCUUUUUUUUUUAUUUAUCUUAAAUCAUAUUUAUUGAGGCGGCUGUCGACAUCUCUUAUUUAUUAGAGAAGAAGCAGUAUGUGCGUGUACAAUAUAUGCUGUUAUACAAGUCGACAUUGAUCGCAAUCAAUGUUGGUAUCUCUAUUUUCGUGUACCUUACGAAUCUCGUAUUUGCGGAUAUUUCGCGAGGGUAGAUUCGGCGGGCUCGGACGGUUUUCUGAGGAUGAGCAGCUAGUUAAAAGCUGCCUUGGUCUACCAAACUCGGUGGCGUGGAUGCGAGUCCGGGCGAACCCGGCGGUGCACGCUUAGUAUUGUUGCGCAUUCUUUUUUUUUUAAUUGAGCAUCGUUGUGUCUCGUCCGUUGUUUCUUUUUUUUCCAGUGUAACGUGUUGUGUACCACAAGUGGCAUGUGUAGUUAUUGUCCUUUCUUGUAGAAUAAGUAGCUAGUAUCUGGUCUACCUUUGAACUUAAUCCACUUCUCCGUCCUCCCUACUUCUCCCCAGUCCGUCACAUAGCAGCAUCAGCUCCAUUCUAUCCAUCGACAAUAUGCAUGCGUAUGUGUGUAUGUAUUGUUUGUUGAUUUUUGUAUUAUAUUGCGUAUUCAGAAAGCAAAGCCGAGGAGAGACAGAAAAAAGUAACAAAAAGUAAAGAAGUAAAUUGAGAGCGGGAAUCGAUAGAGUGUGGCCUUUACGGGACCCGAUCGAAUAGUUGUAUAGAAACUGUAAUCUGUUCUUCGAUGACACACAUGCAGAGUACAAAUAAUGAUAAUGAUAACAAUACCGUUUACGAUUUCAACGAUAAUCUGCGAAUAGUGCGCCUAUCAUGGUUAAUUUGUAUCUUAGCAUCUGUGUACAUAGCAUAGUAACUGUAAAAUACUGUGAUAAUAUUUAUAUAUUUUUUGUGUUUAUAUAUAUACACACGCACGACACACACACACACACACACACACACGUACGUCUUCGACAAUAUAGUCCCUACGACCACCGUAAUCAUUCCAACCUUGUUUGAUUCUCUGCUGAUUAGAUUCUUAUUGUGUUGAACAUUGUCGAAUCAAUGUUUUAUACGCGGGCCAGGUAGGUAUUUUUCAACAAUCCUAAUUCUUGCUUUGCAAUCUGUAGUAACAUAUAAAAAUUCAAUAAUGGAACUAUAUUGUAUGACAUUCGAGAAACUUUGUGAAUAUCGCAUGUCUUCGAGAGAUCUCUAAAUAAAUACUGAUUUCUAGGAGGCAUUAAAGAAGAUCCAUGUUUUCAUGGAUCGUGCGUGUGUAGAAAAUCAUUUUUUACGAGAUAUUUAGUUUUUUUUAUAUAUAUAAACAGACGUGACUAAUUUCGAAUAAUUAUCGUUGUUUCCUCUAAAGCGCGAUCAUCAUCAUCAUCAUCAUCAUCAUCGUUUUAUUAUUAUCAUUCUGCGAACGAGCGUUCAUGAAACUCUAGCUUAAGUUCGUUCCAAGUUCUGCGCUGAAAAGGUCUGUCGAAUCUUUCGCAAUAAAAGAUUUCGGAUUCGUGUAACGAAGUUUUAGAGAAUCUUAUUUCGCGUUUCAGGCACAGGGGCCAACAUAUGCCUAUUUUUGACAAUCUGCUUUGGGAUAUAUUUAGAGAUCCGAAAACAUAUCCGCAGUGUGUCAGAGAUUCCUUUAUUUCUAACGAUGCGCAUAGAACAUUUUCUGUAAGUUAUAUGUACAAUAUAUAUAUAUAUAUAUAUAUAUAUAUAUAUAAAGAGCGCAAUAUCAUUAUCGCGCGAUACAUUCUCUUCGAAAUAACUGCAACCGUCACUCAAAGUUUCGAGAUGAAACAGACGCGCGAGGAAGAAACGCAAGGUAGGUUUCGCAUCCCGGCCAAGCAGCGAUACGUGUGAUUGACAUCUUUUCCCAAAUUGUUUGUUUAUUCUUGAUGCAUUUUUACCGAAUAACAACGCUACAAGCGCACGUAACAGUACUGAUUUUUAUGUUAAACAUGGUGAUUUCGACGAAUACUGCAGCGAAAUAACAAAAAUCUUCUCGAAGAUAUCAACAAUGAAGAAAUGUUGGAACUUGAGCGAAUCAAGAUGGCGGAUGGUCGCUAUCGUAAUUUGUAUGUGCUGCACUUACUUAACCCUUGCACGGUUUUUUAGUACGUAGCAUUAAUAAUAAGCAAGUAAUACAGAUUACGUAUAUUGUAUAUGAAAUAUAAAGCAAUGAACAUGCGUUUGAGUGUCU
Molecule: messenger RNA, 4819 nt
Organism: Ooceraea biroi (clonal raider ant)
Lineage: Eukaryota; Metazoa; Arthropoda; Insecta; Hymenoptera; Formicidae
Gene: bs
Product: serum response factor blistered
Biological process (GO): positive regulation of transcription by RNA polymerase II
Molecular function (GO): DNA-binding transcription factor activity, RNA polymerase II-specific; cis-regulatory region sequence-specific DNA binding; protein dimerization activity
Source: RefSeq, a predicted model, not a curated record